Messenger RNA from Malurus melanocephalus (red-backed fairy wren), 11078 nucleotides. RefSeq names its product bone morphogenetic protein receptor type 2 (gene BMPR2). Bases 905 to 4015 code for a protein of 1036 amino acids. Lineage: Eukaryota; Metazoa; Chordata; Aves; Passeriformes; Maluridae. Gene Ontology annotation, molecular function: transforming growth factor beta receptor activity; ATP binding. Gene Ontology annotation, biological process: protein phosphorylation; cellular response to growth factor stimulus; BMP signaling pathway. The transcript is spliced from 13 exons. The record is from RefSeq and is a predicted model, not a curated record. Gene Ontology annotation, cellular component: signaling receptor complex; plasma membrane.
CGGAGCGGCCCCUCGCCGGCGAGGAAGGUGCUGGCAGCGCGGAGGGACUGAGCGGAGAGCGGCCGGAGAAGGCCGGGCCAGACUGCCCGGCGCUGUGGGAACUCGGCGCGGGAGGCUCAGCAGGGGAAGGGCCUUCGCCCGCGGAGAGCAGCCGGGCGCGCUCGCAGCUGGAGCCGCCGAGGAGGGGCCUCGCCGCCCCGGGCCCCACCUUUGUCGGGGUGGCCGGGGGUGGUGUCGGUGCUGCGACGGGAGCCGGGGCAGCGCGGAGGAGCCCGCCCGGCGCGGGAGGUGGAUGGGCCGGGAUGCAGCCGCAGCCCUCGCCGUGAGAGCGGGGGGCCUCGCCGCCGCCUUCCCCGGAGCGUGAGGCAGCGAGGAGGGGCGGCCCAGAGGACAGAGACCUUUGCCGGGAUAGGACCUUUGCGGCGCCUCCGUGAGCCCGCAGCUCGCUCUCCGUGCCCCGGGCAGCCCGCAGGGCCCGCGCUGACUGACACGGCUGUGGGCGCGUCUGGAUAUGUUCCCUUCCCAACCGGGCGCUUUCUUCGAUGUCGUGAAGCUGCGUGGGAAAUAGCCCGGUUCCCAGCGGAGUCGGGAGCGUGCCGCCGUCCUCCCCGGCGGGGGAGAUGCCUCGGGGCUGGGAGGCAGAGCCAGGCGCUUCCCCCGUGUCCGCUGAGCGCUGCCGGCUUCCCAGGCAUGACGGCGGGCGGCUGUAAUGGAGUAAGAGCGAAGACGGCUCCUCUUAUCUGCCAUUUGCCCUUCCAGACGGGAUUGUAAACCGAGAGAGUUAAGGAAGGCUGUGCGAAAGCAGGAAGAAUUUACUCUCUUCGUGGUUUGGCUUUUUAUUUUUUUUUUUUUUUACUCCCUUUUCUUUUUUCUCCUCCCGGCUCGAACCGUGGCUUGCCCAGGUAUGCCUGCCUCACUGCAGCACCUUGUGCUGGUGCUCCUGCUCUCCAGUGCCACCCUGCUGCUCGGCACUGCGGCUGCUACACAGAGUGAGGAGCGGUUGUGUGCAUUUAAAGACCCGUAUCAGCAGGACCAUGGAAUCAGUGAGAGCCGAAUCUCCCAGGAGAAUGGCACMAUUUUGUGCAUGAAAGGUAGUACCUGCUAUGGACUUUGGGAAAAAACACGAGAAGGAGACAUACAUCUUGUAAAACAAGGUUGCUGGUCUCACAUAGGAGACCCACAGGAGUGUCACUUUGAAGAGUGUAUUGUUACAACCACCCCUUCCUUGAUUCAGAAUGGAACAUACCGCUUCUGCUGCUGUAGUACAGACUUGUGUAAUGUCAACUUCACUGAAAACUUCCCACCUCCUGACCCGACUGAUACAACACCUUACAAUUCUUCUCAUUCUUUUCAUCGAGAUGAGACCAUCGUUAUUGCCCUGGCAUCUGUGUCUGUACUGGCUGUCCUGAUUGCAGCUCUGUUCUUUGGAUACAGGAUGCUUGCAGGAGACCGUAAACAAGGUUUGCACAGUAUGAACAUGAUGGAGGCAGCAGCAUCAGAGCCCUCACUGGAUCUGGAUAAUCUAAAGCUGUUAGAGUUGAUUGGCCGGGGACGAUAUGGAGCUGUGUAUAAAGGUUCCUUAGAUGAACGUCCAGUUGCUGUGAAAGUAUUUUCAUUUGCAAAUCGUCAGAACUUUGUCAAUGAGAGGAACAUUUACAGGAUUCCACUGAUGGAACACGAGAACAUUGCCCGCUUCAUUGUGGGAGAUGAGAGAUUCACUGCAGACGGCCGCAUGGAAUAUUUAUUGGUGAUGGAAUAUUACCCCAAUGGUUCUUUGGGCAAAUAUUUGAGUCUCCAUACAAGUGACUGGGUGAGCUCUUGUCGUUUGGCACACUCAAUAACUCGGGGCCUGGCGUACUUGCACACGGAGCUGCCUCGAGGAGACCAUUACAAACCUGCAAUAUCCCAUCGUGACUUGAACAGCCGCAAUGUGCUGGUGAAGAACGAUGGAACAUGUGUCAUCAGUGAUUUUGGGCUCUCCAUGAAGUUAACUGGAAACAGACUGGUACGACCAGGGGAGGAGGACAAUGCAGCCAUUAGUGAGGUUGGUACAAUCCGCUACAUGGCCCCAGAAGUGCUUGAAGGAGCAGUGAACUUGAGGGACUGUGAAUCUGCUUUGAAACAAGUGGACAUGUAUGCACUGGGCCUGAUCUACUGGGAGAUAUUCAUGAGAUGUACAGACCUCUUCCCAGGGGAAUCUGUGCCAGAGUACCAGAUGGCUUUCCAGACUGAAGUCGGAAACCAUCCCACUUUUGAAGAUAUGCAAGUCUUGGUGUCUAGAGAGAAGCAAAGACCAAAAUUCCCAGAAGCAUGGAAGGAGAAUAGCCUGGCUGUGAGGUCACUUAAAGARACAAUUGAAGACUGUUGGGAUCAAGAUGCAGAAGCUCGACUAACAGCACAGUGUGCUGAGGAGAGAAUGGCAGAACUCAUGAUGAUUUGGGAGAGAAAUAAAUCAGUUAGUCCAACAGUCAACCCAAUGUCAACUGCCAUGCAAAAUGAGAGGAAUCUGACRCAUCAUAGACGUGUAUCAAAGAUAAGGCCAUAUCCAGAUUAUUCUUCCUCUUCCUACAUUGAAGAUUCAAUCCACCACACGGACAGCAUAGUGAAGAACAUUUCUUCUGAACAUUCAAUGUCCACUACACCAUUGACUUCAGGGGAAAAGAACAGAAAUUCCAUUAACUACGAGCGGCAACAAGCCCAAGCUCGCAUCCCUAGUCCUGAGACAAGCGUCACCAAUUUGUCCACCACCAAYACAGCUGGCCUCACUCCUAGCACUGGCAUGACCACCAUAUCCGAAAUGCCUUAUUUGGAUGAAACAAAUUUACACACUACAAAUGUCAUGCAGCCAGGUGGGCCCACCCCUGUUUGUCUGCAGCUAACAGAGGAGGACUUGGAGACAAAUAAAUUGGAUCCAAAAGAAGUGGAUAAGAACCUGAAAGAAAGCUCUGAUGAGAAUCUGAUGGAACAUUCACUUAAGCAGUUCAGUGGGCCAGAUCCACUCAGCAGCACUAGUUCCAGCUUGCUUUAUCCRCUGAUAAAACUUGCAGUAGAGGUGACAGGACAGCAGGACUUCACACAAGCUGGCAACAGUCAGGCGUGUUUGAUUCCAGAUGUCCCAUCCGCUCAGGUCUAUCCUCUACCCAAGCAACAGAACCUUCCCAAGAGGCCUACUAGCCUCCCUCUAAACACCAAAAAUUCAACAAAGGAGCCACGGUUAAAAUUUGGUGGCAAGCACAAAUCAAACUUGAAGCAAGUGGAAACGGGCGUUGCCAAGAUGAACACUAUCAACGCCGCAGAGCCUCACGUUGUGACAGUGACCAUGAAYGGAGUGGCUGGCAGGAGCCACGGCAUAAACUGUCAUGCUGGCACCACCCAGUAUGCCAACGGCACGGUGCCCUCCAGCCAGCCCAGCAGCUCAGUGACACAGAGGGCCCAGGAAAUGCUUCAGAACCAGUUCAGCGGGGAGGAUAGUCGGCUCAACAUCAAUUCCAGUCCYGAUGAGCACGAGCCCCUGCUGAGGAGGGAGCAGCAGGUUGGCCACGAUGAAGGCGUUCUGGACCGCCUGGUGGACAGGAGGGAGCGACCACUGGACAGCGGCCGAACAAACGCCAACAACAACAACAGCAAUCCCUGUCCAGACACAGCUGCUGCCAGCAUCCAGAAUGUAGUGAGGAAUCCUGGGCAGAGCCAGACUAGAAGAGCACAGAGGCCUAAUUCGCUGGAUCUGUCAGCCACAAGUAGUUUGGAUAGCAGUAGUAUGCAGUUAGGUGACUCCUUACAGGAUGGCAAAUCAGGCUCAGGAGAGAAGAUCAAGAAACGUGUGAAAACACCGUACUCUCUGAAGCGGUGGCGUCCGUCAACGUGGGUCAUCUCCACAGAGCCGCUGCACUGCGAGGUCAACAACAACGCCAGUGAGCAGCCUCUGCCCCCCAAAUCCAGCACUGCUGUCUACCUUGCAGAGGGGGGCACUGCCACCACCAUGGUCUCUAAGGACGCAGGGGUGAACUGCCUGUGAAAUAUUGCAAAAGCCGACAAAUGACCUUUUUUUUUUUUGUGUUAUUUGAAACAAACGUGCAGAAGACAUUUUAAAAAAACUGCUUUCUCCUCCUGUCAGCAACCCCUACCAAGGACUCGCUUUAGAUUUCAGCUAUGCAGAAAAUUUUUAGCUUAUGCUUCCAUAUUUUUUUAUUUUGUUUUAUUUUUUGAAUGUUUUUGCACUUUUAUUUAGUAUCGCUAAAGUUAAGUCUGUCUGUUUUGACCACGGAAUAUAUAUAUGUGUAUCAAAGAUGUGGUCUCAAAAUAUUUUUUUAAAAAAAAAGUAACAAAAARAGUAUUGCUGAUAAUCAGUUUGGACCAGUUUCUUAAGGUCACUAAGAUCAUAAGCAGACUAUAAGACAGGUUUGACUGCAGUGGUGUCUUGUAACCAUGUUUUGAUUUCUGUGCACAAGCUAGUCUGUGUAUUUCUAUGUUACAGUGUAUUCUCUUUUGAACCCCUUAUUUUCCUUGUGUCAUAUUGAAAUGUGCAAUAGUCUAUAGCUCACAGUAGGCUUUGUUGAAAAAUGUGUUUCUAAAACUGCCACAUGUUCCCAUUUUUGUAUUUGUUAAUUUUUCCUUGACAGUUGAGCAGUCAGCCAGUCAUGAUAGUGAACUUUGCACAUCGCAGCCRGCUUGAAGCAGCUGCCAAUAUCACAUUGUGCUCAGAGGUGACAAUGCAUGAAUUUCCCCCAACUUGAAAGGGCUUUGAAAAAGGAACAAAAAAAAAAAUCUGAGCUCCAUACCUUUCUUUUGAUCCUUCCAAAUCAAAAUGUGUUUCCUUUAUAGUAGUAGAUGCCAGCCAGUGAAGUUCUGAGUAACAAAAUGUUGAACAAAUGUAAGGAAACAACAUCAGCUAUUUUUUUCCAUUUUAUUUUGUGUGCAGUUUCACUCCCUGUAUUUAUGUAAAAUAUUAUUUAGAUCACUAAUUAUGUACAUUGAAAAAUACRUUUUAUUCAGAAAUAUUAAUAACUGUCAUACUUAAAAGCUGAAGUGAAGAUAGGUUGUGAACAUAUUUUGUUUACACAGAGCAAAAAUCAUGAAUCUUACUUGGCACAAAACGGUUUUGUGAUGAGUCACAAAUCUUUCCUGAUUUACCUCCUUACAGACAGUAUGGGGURAAAAUCAGCCUGAUUACUUAUGCAGGUAGGUGCAUCCUAAUUGAUUGUUGUUGCCAAGUUGAGUUGAAACUCAAUCCUCCCUUCAGAGUUCUUAGAGGCCCUCAUUCAUCAUGUUAAAAUUUAUUGCAUACUUUUAAAAUUCAUGGGUGUUUGUGGGGGAGGGUUGGGGAUUUAUUUUUCCCUCUGCUUAGUCCCUUCUUUCAGUUUGUAUGAAUAUUGAUUUUAGCUGUCAGUGAAUGUGAAUGURAUAUGUAUUGAGAUAAAUUGUUUUUUCACUAUCUCAAGUCAACCUUUCCUUUUUUUGGAAUGAUUGGUUUUACUGUCUACUGAAACAAAAUUUAUUUCCUUAUUACUUAGGACGUCCCUCCACCUAAGAAAUAGCCUUCCACCUGAGAAACAUCCUUUCUGAUUGAAAACACUUCAGUAAAAACUAUUUAGAUACAAAAAGAUGUAACACAUCAGUCUGUGGUAACAAGCAAAGAUUUAUCACUUCMUCAAUUCAGUCAGCCUUCCAGACUCCUGUGGCAGGAUACUGGCAGCAAACAAUUGCCUCCCCCAGCCUGUCUCCUUUCAGCUGACUGAAGCAGAUGCUCUCUGCUUUUAAGCUCAUUUAUUUCCUUGCUGUUGUAUUAUUUUUUUCCUCCAAGGUAAACUUUACCAACACUGUUCUUCUCUAUAUGUUGAUACAACUAGCCUAAUUAAUGCCUUGCUUACAUCUGAUUCUUGCURUUCCCCAAAAUCCCUUGCUUGUGCUUGAUUGCUAUGAUUUUCUCUUGUAAUGCUUCUUAACGUUUCUUAGAUUCUCCUAGAUAUCUCCAAGAGAUAGCACUAUAAAUCCAGACUUUGAUUGAGUGUACUUGUAGAAAUACAAGCCACGAGGCACAUUUUGAGCUCCCUGUGCUCUGUAAGUACCAGUUGAAAUAGUACCUCUCAUCUCUGAGGCACAAUUAUGUUUUCCCCCUGUAUAGAACAGUUAUAUCUUCCCUUUUUWAAAAUACAGCCUCCUUCUGCUUUGACUUUUAAUUCACUCUCUGGCUUCCCAUCUGCUGCAAUCUCACAUCCCAGAUGUUGAAAACCUGCCAGUUGCUCAGCUGGGUUUGGAGACCUGACUCAGGAUUUCUGGCACUCUGUUGAUAUUUUUCACUGUGGUUCUGUUCUCUUCUGGCCCUGUGUGAGUCUCCAUUUGGAGUGCACCAAUUGGUGGUGUUUUGUGGUGAGCACCAUAUCGUGGCAUUGAAGAUUCUUCACUCCUUUCCCCAUCACUGUUGCUUUGCCUUGCACAGAUCAUCCAUCAGCAUUUCAGAAUGUGGGCUGGAAAAAGUAUUUGGGACUCUUGCCUGACUCAAACUACUCUGGRGAGAAAAAAGUUACUUCUCUGACUGCUGCUUCUUUCUGCUGAGACAGAUUUGCAGCAGUCUUUUAGCCUUUCUUUGCAGGCCAGGCCUUUGUAAGAAAUCCAACUUUUUGUGAUCAGUGCAAUCAAAAGAAUUUUAAUWCCAGAUGAAAAUGUUGUUCUGCAGUUUUUCUUCAACAUCCUUAAACAAUACAAUUUUUUUUCCCUUUGUCUAUCACUUGCUGGAGGGCCUUUGAAAUGGGUUAUAAUUAGUAGCAAGAUUGGCUGUGCAAUCUAUCAUGGAUAAAUAUUAUUUGUAACAUGAUAGAAAAAUGUACUUUAUCACAAAAUACCCCAUAGAUUAAAUAGAGAAAURUCUAUUCAAUUUUAAAGGUCAGUCAAAGCAAGCUCUCAAGUAGGUACCAAAAUACUGUAAUUCUGCACAGCUUGAUGAAAUCAGAUUAGCAGUUUGGUUUUAAUGUUUAAUUUAGUCAUGCCCUUUUUUUUCCUCACAGCACAUAAUCCAAUUGCCAUAGAAUACUUUCUCUGUAAGUUAAAUGAUACUGAAUUUUAUCUYGUGCUGCAGGGAAUCAUCCUUAACCAAACAAAAUACAUGUAAGAGAAAGAAUUCUACAAAUCCAACACAGGGAUGGUUGAUAAAUGUACUAUAAACAAGGAAGACAAAUGUGAUUUAUUUCCUUGUGGGUUAUGAUUUUGCUUUGUUUCUUUGACUUUUAAAGGAAAAAAAAAAAGGAUAAUUAUGAAAGUUGAUMAUUUCCUAUGAAUUUCUUAUGUAUAUUGCAGACAAGUUAAAUAUAGCAAAWUGAAAAUAGAAUGGUAGUGUAAAUACCUAUUUUAGUUGUGCCACUGUCAAAUAGGCAAUAGUAGAAUAUUUGUUAUGGUAAUUUAUAAUGGAUAAUUCAAAUGAAAUGAUAGAGCAAACAUUUUUGAUGUUGGYCUAUAUAAGACAAAAUCCAAAAUCUUGCUGGUUAGAGAAAAUGGCUUACUAGUARAAGCCAGGAGAUUUGCUUAGGUGAAUGCAUUGUCUCUUGUUCUGUUUCCUGUAAUAGAGGCACCAACAUAACAUGGUUUUUAGAAUGUGCAUUCUAACCAUUUGAACAGACAUGCUUCAUGGUCAGGUCUAUUUUCUUCUAGAAUUGGUAUUUAAAGUCAGAUUAUCUGCAACACUUCCCCCGAAUUUGUUUGUAAUGCUUUAUAGCUUCAUAUGCUAAAUAAUUAGUGUUACCAAGGCCUUUUUGAAAUUCCAAGAUGCACUUAAACUACACAGCUAAAGUAGAGGGAUUCCCAAUUUAAAAGMAAACCAUCUAACAGUAUCCUACUUACAAUAUUUUCAGAAACAUUUCCAUUCCUGUUUCACUUUCUUAGUGCCACUCAUUUGUCUCUUGUUUUCAUAUAGAAAAUUACCUAAUUUUCAAAGGCAACACAUUUUGAUUUUUUUUCAGUGCACUGGGCACAAGACAAUGCAAGAUAGAUCCUGGUGAGUUUCAGGAAACAAGCAACAAAAAAMCCMAUCUUAUAAAUAUGUUUAGAAAGURCAUAUUCUCCCACCUGWCAACUUUCUCUAAAARAAAUCUAGAAUUCUGCCUGCCUCAGAGAGGAAAAUAAGGAAGUUCUUURAUUGUAUGACAUAAGCUAUUGCCCCAAAUUUAAUAGUAAAGAAUUCUUACUUAAAAAUAUAUAURUAUACAUUGUAUAUGCCAUMGUUYCAGUGUUCAGUGCAUUUUGYUCYAAUGGUAUUCCUUUUCUAAAUGUUAAAAAAUAUCCACUAAUAAAACAUUACUAUGUCUAUGUUCRGAUUAUAAUUUUCUUUAAUGAAAAAAUACUCAAAAGUUCAUAGCUGUUCUGCCAUUGACAUGUUACUCUGGACAUUUCUAGCCUAAUUAAGGAGAAUUUUAAAAAAUCACACAUUUAAUYCAUACAGUGGAAAUUAAUUAUGCUGUAAUUUUUCCUUGUAUAAAAAUGAUUGCUGGUCCCAUUGCUGAAAUAGGCUGGGAUUAAGCCAUAAAAAUAAUAMUUGCCAAGCACAGUAACAUAUAAAUGACCUGAUAUCUAAUUGGAAAAUUUGUAGCAGCUUAUCAAAGUCAAUUGAAAUUGGAUUGAUCAGUCUUUGAAAGYUGGAUCAUAGACUGAACAAGUUAGUAUUUUGCAUAAAUCUGGAUUAUUUGAACUUUUCUGUCUGGUCUCUCAGUACCCAUUUUAACAGACAAAUAUAGAAACCAUCUUUUUAAAAUGUAUUUACUAUUUUUUGUUCAACCUCAAGCCUUUCUUCAGUGAAAAAAACUAUACAUAUUGCAGUGAAGCCAGAUAUAUAUAUAUAUAUUUAUGUAUACUCUGUAUGUAUUUAGGUGCAUAUGUAUGUUGUGUGUAAAUUCCAGGAUUAAAUUCUGUGAGUUACAGCAUCAGAUGGUAGCACUGGUAGAAAGUAUAAUGUGGGGKUUUUUUCAUAUGCCAUUUUAAAGUUGUCUUUGGUGCAUCAGAGUAAAGCUGGGAUCAGACUGUGACAUGUAGUCUAGUAGUUCAAGAUUUCCCAUGACAGACUUGUCACYGAUUAUUUGGGUGGAAUGGAYUUAUGUGAGAKAGAAACCUGAGAAUGCACAUGGCARUCUUUAUCUGAAGCUGAGUAAUUUAAGAUACCUCUCUCAAAGAUCAAAAAAUAACCCACAACACUUAACASGUGAUAAUUUUUGCAAGGCUUUUUUAUGUAGUAGCUAUAGUUAUGUGUGUGGUUGCCAUUUAAACAUAGUAUUUUAGUCCAUUAAAUCAAAUUACAUUUUAGGCUUCUAUAUUGUCAUAUGAAACUGUAGCUAUAGAAAUACAUCCCUUCUAGAUCUCACCCACCCCCCAAAUAGGUUCAGUUUUGAUGUGAAAGAGUAACAAAUCCGAUUUCUCAUUUUGAGAUUUCUUCUGUACUGAGUAGAAUUGGAGGCAGAACUUCCAUUUCUGCAAUAACAGAUGUGGGUGCUCCAGUAAAUCCAAAUGGAUGUUGUGAGGGAACGGGCACCUCAGGGGAUCACAGCUGAGCCCAGUGCUCUUGAAAUCAAAGAGUAGUCUUGUCUUUGUGGUGUUGAACAUUUCUGGGGAGGAUUAGCCCUGGCAAAGCUGAUGUGGAAUGUGGGACUGCAAGGGCAGCCCUGGCUCCUGGGCCCUGCAGGAUGUUGUGGUGAGGAUCUCAGGCUGUCAUUCUGGGCUGUGGCUGUUGUCAGAAAGUGGAACUGCACUGGGGAGUGGGAGUGGAAGGGUUCAAGAUAAAUCCUCAUUUACACCAAGGCCCUUGAUUGUUGAUCUGGGUUCCAUGCAGGUCUGUGUUAGUGCAUUCAACUCAUACAAAUCAGUUCUUAUGGCCAUUUCUGUUCUGUUUCACUGUACAUAAUGAGCAGGAACUAGUUGCAGUUAUGCUAAUUCAUAAUGUAAUAAUGAGAAUUUUUUCAAAACCUAUUGAUCAUCAGCAUUUGUUCAGUUGGUUAACUUCAAUGCAUACACCAUGCUUCCACAGCACAGUGACUGUCACGGGAAGGAAGGAAGGAAGGAAAGGAUUCUUCCCAGUCCUUGCAGACGUCUACAGAUCACUGGAGUGUAUCCAUCAGGGGCACAGCAUCUCCCCUGGUAACUAUUUUAAAGCAGAAAUAAUUAGCCUUUAUCAUUUCCUAGUUCCAAGGUCUCCCAAAUGUCCACUUUUGUAGCCUAUUYACUUGUUUUUAAGACAACAAAUGUGGGAGGUUUAUUUCUAGAGCACUUGAUUCACUUUCUUUUUUGUGCUUCAGAACUGUAUCAUGAAGUAUCACACUUCAGUCUUGUUUAUUCAGAAAAUAGUUAAUGUUUCUGGUUUUGUAGUUUGUAAGAAGUCACAAGAACAAACAGGCAAGUCCAAGUUACAGCUGACUCAUUUGUCACUCUUGAAUUUCCUGAUUGGUGACUCUUCUCUCUCUUUCACACUGUUGAAAUGUAUUUAAAACAGUUUGUAUGUAUAUGUUUCUUGUCUGCUUUUUGUCUCUAGAGGAAAGUGUGCUCUAUACACAUUUAUAUAAGCUGGAAUCAUAUUUUACAAUUGCUGUUGAUUAUUUUCCCCCCAAAUGUAGURUAAGAGGAAAAUAAGCAUGGCAAGAAUGAACUUCUAGGGUUUGGUCUUCUGUAAAAGCUGAAAUAAGAGGAUGCAAAACUGCCAUUUUCCUUAUGAAAGACUGUAAAGAGAGCAUUACUUUCUGAGCGAGCUUUUCUGGGGGAAGAGGGGGAGAAAUCCUAGAAUAUGGAGUCUCAUCAGAACCCUUUUGUUAACGGGUAUUUUUGGUUUUCCUCUCAGAUGGCUGAGGAAAUAUCAUGUAUGAAUUUAUAAAUAAUUGCUUUCAGUUAUUUCUUUUGUAUAAGCUGCCCAAUACCCUUGCUAUGCUGUAUAAGUUGUGUUUCAUGGAACAGUGUGAGUAUGAAAUAAAAAGCUAAUUUUUGGUUUUAAUCAUCUGUGGAUGCCACUAUGAAAGCUGACAUUGUUAAAGCCACUACAGAGUUUUCUAUGAAUACUUGUAAGAAUUGCUUUGUUAUAUAUAAACCUAAAUAAAGAGAUUGUAUUGAUACAGAGA